Molecule: messenger RNA, 1070 nt
Organism: Moneuplotes crassus
Lineage: Eukaryota; Ciliophora; Spirotrichea; Euplotida; Euplotidae
Source: the annotation of a GenBank genome assembly
AAGGAAUCUAUCAACAUGAGGAAUCAAAUAUUGGAGAUUAACUCUAGAGAAGCAGCCCAGAGUCCUAUCAAGGUAGUCAAAGAGUAUAUGAGGCAGAAGUUGUAUCCCUCUCAGCCAACUUCUCCAAAGUUGCCCAAUAAUAAGCAGAUUAAUGAAAUGAUAAGCAGGGAAGUCUCAUUUUUAAUGAAGCAGAAUGAGAAUUAAAGUAAAAGCUUGUUUAACAAGGAACACAGCGCAGCCCAAACUUUUGAACCAAAAGAUAUAAAGAAAAUUAAGAAUAAUUUCCCUAUUCUGAAUAUUGAUGAGAGAAGAAAGAAGAGAAACUCAAGAGGCAACCUGAAGUCAUUUGAUAUGAACAACAAAUUUGGUCAGGCUCCUUUACGGAAUAACCUCGAAAUGAUUAAUAUUGAAGAGAAUCGGCUUGGCGCUAACAAAACCAUUGCUAGAAUAGAAAUCCCGCCUGAAGGAAAACUUACUAAGGCAGUGUACCAGAGGAACGAGACUCUGUGAACUCCGAGUCCAGUUUUAUCUAAAUAGAGGUCCACUGAACUAUACUCAUAACAAACUCUUCUUGAAGACGAGCAAGGAAGCAUCAAAAAAGAUUAUUGUCAAUCGAACCAUUGACACUAAUUUUGGAGAUGAAGAAACUCCAAUGUUGAUGCAGCCAAGACUUUAUGACGUAGCAAAGUACAAUUUCUCUGUAGAGUCUUGAAAAGAAAAUAUUAAGAAUAGAAGAAAAGAGAGGAGCAAGGACAUCACUCUGCCUGAGAUCUCUGAUAUCGCAAAAUCUAAGCCAAGGAGCUGUAAACGAGAUGCUUCCCCUGUGAAGGUCGUGAAGAAGGACCUUCUAAAUAACUACAAAAUCCCUCCUUUCAAGCUGAACAUGCUCUCUAGAUUUAUGGGUAAGAAUAACAAAAGCAGGAAGUUUGGAGUGGCUCAGCCCAAAAUUGCUGAGCUAGAGUUCUCCAAAAGGAAGAAGAUACAUGAGCUUAUGAAGUAUAUCCAGAAAUAACUCUGUAGCUUCCUGUAUGCCAUUAAGAGCUUCUUCAAUUAACCUUUAACAAUUCCGA